Amoebophrya sp. A120 is the source of this 262-nucleotide messenger RNA. The record is from the annotation of a GenBank genome assembly. Lineage: Eukaryota; Dinophyceae; Syndiniales; Amoebophryaceae.
CCUGUUGCAAGCGACCGCGCACGGCGGAUCUUCAGGAUCAACAAGUCAAGCACAGCUCGCGGCAGCGCUAAAACGUCGACAGGAGUCCGACCUCGUUCGUGUCGUGCAGAACCUGAUGGGUGAGACGGAGGCAGAGAAAAGUCAGCAGGUGAAACUGACUCCGCAGGAAAUCGGGGCGUUUCGCGAGACCAUGUCAAAGCUGGUGAACAAGGAAGUGGCUUUCGGGCGGAUCGAACUGCAAGUGAUGGAUCGCGCGUGGCAG